AUGGACUUGUGGAACUCGACAGAGGUUGUGUUCAACGAGACUGUGAGGAACAGCUCAGAAGAGUACGUGGAGGGAGGGGAGCAUCCGUUCCUCACCGAUGCCUGGCUUGUGCCUCUCUUCUUCUCCCUCAUCAUGCUGGUGGGGCUCAUUGGCAACUCACUGGUCAUCUACGUGAUUUCCAAACACCGUCAGAUGAGGACGGCCACCAACUUUUACAUAGCUAACCUGGCUGCCACGGACAUCAUCUUCCUAGUGUGUUGUGUGCCGUUCACAGCUACACUCUACCCUCUACCUGGUUGGAUAUUUGGGGACUUCAUGUGUAAAUGUGUCGCUUUCCUUCAGCAGGUUACAGUCCAGGCUACUUGCAUCACUUUGACAGCAAUGAGUGGGGACCGUUGCUACGUAACAGUUUAUCCACUGAAAUCUCUGAGCCAUCGCACUCCUCGCAUUGCCAUGAUAGUUAGCAUCUGCAUCUGGAUCGGUUCUUUCAUCCUGUCCACGCCGAUAUUUAUGUAUCAGAAGAUAGAGGAGGGCUACUGGUAUGGACCCCGGCAAUACUGCAGGGAGAGGUUCCCCUCUAAGGCACACGAGAGGGCUUUCAUCUUGUACCAGUUCAUAGCGGUCUAUCUCCUUCCUGUCCUCACCAUCUCCUUCUGCUACUCCUUCAUGCUCAAGAGGGUCGGCCAGCCUGCGGUGGAGCCUGUGGAUAAUAACCAUCAGGUCCACUUGCUGUCGGAGAGAACCAUCACCAUCAGGAGCAAGAUCUCUAAAAUGGUGGUUGUCAUCGUCCUGCUCUUCACCAUCUGCUGGGGGCCCAUCCAGAUCUUUGUCCUCUUCCAGUCAUUCUACCCAAACUUCAAGGCCACAUACGCCACCUACAAGAUUAAGACCUGGGCCAACUGCAUGUCUUACGCCAACUCCUCAAUCAAUCCGUUUGUAUAUGGGUUCAUGGGGGCGAGCUUCCGCAAGUCCUUCAAGAAAACAUUCCCAUUCCUGUUCAAGCACAAGGUCCGGGACAGCAGUGCAAACUCACGCACAGCCAACGCCGAGAUCAAAUUUGUUGCCACAGAAGAAAGCAACAACGAAAGGAAAUGA
This is a messenger RNA of Sardina pilchardus (European sardine), 1095 nucleotides long. RefSeq names its product KISS1 receptor a (gene kiss1ra). Gene Ontology annotation, cellular component: plasma membrane. The transcript has 5 exons. Bases 1 to 1095 code for a protein of 364 amino acids. Gene Ontology annotation, molecular function: G protein-coupled peptide receptor activity. The record is from RefSeq and is a predicted model, not a curated record. Gene Ontology annotation, biological process: neuropeptide signaling pathway. Lineage: Eukaryota; Metazoa; Chordata; Actinopteri; Clupeiformes; Clupeidae.